This is a messenger RNA of Caenorhabditis briggsae, 849 nucleotides long. RefSeq names its product Protein CBR-TSP-8 (gene Cbr-tsp-8). The coding region runs from base 1 to 849 and encodes 282 amino acids. Lineage: Eukaryota; Metazoa; Nematoda; Chromadorea; Rhabditida; Rhabditidae. The record is from RefSeq and is a predicted model, not a curated record. Gene Ontology annotation, cellular component: membrane. Gene Ontology annotation, biological process: protein maturation; protein localization to plasma membrane. The transcript is spliced from 7 exons.
AUGGGUUCCUGCGUGAAUGCGCUGCGUAUUGUAACUUUUUUAUUCAACUUUGCGUUUUGGCUAUCUGGUGUCGUAGUCUUUGGUCUUGGAAUAUGGCUCUUGUUUGAUCCGGCGGCUUCAGAUUUCUUCGCUCUUCAUUCCACUCAUCCAGGUGCUUUCCGGUAUGUUGGUUGGUUUCUUGUUGGAGCCGGUGCAAUUAUCAUUCUUGUCGGAUAUUUCGGAUGUAUUGGAGCAUGGCGAAUGAAUCAAUGCGCUCUUGCCUUCUUCUGCUGCAUACUGAUUAUUGCGUUCUUCCUCGAACUGGCAGCUGCUGUCACACUUUUCCACAAACAAGAACACGUCAAACACUAUGUGGAAAGCAGUAUGUACGACACGAUCAGAAACCGCUACUCAUCGGAAACCGCGUUCAAGAAUGCAUUCGACACCGUUCAAGAGCAAUUUGAAUGUUGCGGAGUAAAAACCUACACCGAUUGGCUCAGCGCUCGUUGGGACGCAGAACCGGCUGCGCAGGUCGAGAUUAACGAGGAAGAUGCUGGAAGAAUCGAACACGGAAUUGGAGCAUUUGGAGGAAACAAGGGAACUGGCUAUGGACGCGUCCCAUCUUCUUGCUGUAACGAGCAUGGAAAGCUUUCCUAUCCAAACAACUGUGGAAGAACUUUUAAUCAAGCUCCACUCAACACUUAUGCUCAAUUUAUCAACACUCGAGGAUGCGCUGAUGCCGUUUACGAGAGUGUAAGCAGCUACUUGAACACCAUCGUCGGAGUUUGUGUGAUCCUUUGCGUCGUUCAAUUGUUGGGAGUUGUUCUUUCAAUGACCCUGUGCUGUUGCAAGAGCAGCGAGAAGAAAUAA